This is a messenger RNA of Gryllus bimaculatus (two-spotted cricket), 1137 nucleotides long. Lineage: Eukaryota; Metazoa; Arthropoda; Insecta; Orthoptera; Gryllidae. The record is from the annotation of a GenBank genome assembly.
AUGCCCCGAGGCGGACGGUGUGCGGGCACCGCGCCGCCCGCGCCGCCCGCGCCGCCCUCGCAGUGCGUCCAGGUGGUGGCUCUGCUGCUGGCGGCGCUGCUGCCCGCGCUGCUGCUGCCGCCGCCCGGGGCCGCCCUUGCGCUCGCCCUCGCGCCCUCCUCCCGCGGCCCGGGCCUCACGCCGCUGCGCGCCCGCAGCGUCAGCAACCGCAGCGUCAGCCUGGCCACCCGCCUCUGCUGCGCGCCGCCCUGCGACGUGCUCGUGCUCUGGCGGUGGCAGGCCGAAGGCAGGAACCAGACGGUGCAGGAGAACCGUGAGAACCACAACACGAGCGGAGUCAUUUCCUUCCACGCGCACAACCUGCGCCCGGGCACGCGCUACCGCUUCAGCGGUGAGGUGCGCCCCGUGCCGCAGCCUUCGCCGACGUCCGCACCUCAGCCAUUGGCACCGCCCUCGCCACAGCCUCUACUGCUGCCGAAGCGGAGCCCCCGCGUGGACAGAAACAGCCGUGGCCGCAUAGUCGCCGACUCCCUCCCCCCGGACCCCGGCCUCGCUCCCGACGGCCCCGGUGCCUCUGGGGACGCCCAGGGCAACGCCUAUGCCGACGCCGGCGCCAGCUGCGGCGCCGCCCACAUGCAGGUGGCCCAGGAAAUACGCACGUGCGCAGGCGCGGCGCCGCGGCCCAACUGGGCGACGCUGCGGGUGGACGCCAACGGCACGUCCGUGUGCUGGGCGCCGGCCGCCGCCGCCGCCGCGCGCUGCCCGGGCGCGCGCCUCCGGUACGUGCUGCUGCUGCGGCCCGCGCGCUCCGCCCACACGCACUCCUCGGCCGCCGUGGCGCGCGGCAGCGUCGUCGACCACUGCGACGCCCUCGCCGACAGCUGCUGCGACGCGCUACCGCCGCCCCUUCUCGGCCACGACCUGGAGGCGCAGCUGGUGACGCUGUGGUGGGACGCCGAGGUGGCCGUGCACCAGGAGCGCGCGGGCGCGUCGGGCGAGGACGCCUGGCGGCGGGUGAAGCGCGCGCAGACGCCCGCCGGCCACUCCCUGGGCCUCUGGAUGCUCGCCGUGCCCGUCGUCGUGCUGGGCGUGCCCUGCAACAUCCUCAUGCUGCGCAGGCGCUGCUAUGCUGUUUAG